AUGAGUGUUCUCGGUGCCAACGUCCUCGAGACGCGCGAAUUGGCCAAAUCCGGCGUCGCUGAUGGCUUCGUCGAAGGGACAUCAGCAGAAGCCAAGGCUGGUCAAGGUCACAUUUCACUUGCCGCCUACGAAAGCGGACGCAACUCUAUCAGCAAGGAAGUCUACGACGACACUCCCACAGAAGAAGAAUUACAUUCGCUGAGAAGAGUGUCUGGAAAAAUUCCCUGGACUGCUUGGACGAUCGCAUUCUGCGAGCUUUGCGAACGAUUUUCAUAUUAUGGCACAACUGUGGUGUAUGUCAACUUCAUCCAGCACCCUCUGCCCGAUGGCUCGAGAACAGGUGCAGCUGGUACCGAUGGUCAGCCUGGCGCACUGGGUCGAGGUCAACGAACGUCAACAGGGUUAACUCUCUUCAACCAGUUUUGGGCCUACGUUAUGCCACUCCUCGGUGCCUACAUCGCUGACGCUCACCUUGGUCGAUUCAAAACUGUUCACAUUGCCAUUGCAAUCUCUAUCAUUGCCCAUGUCAUUUUGACGGCAUCUGCAGCUCCAUCGGUAAUCACAAGACCCAAUACGGCAAUCGGCGUCUUUGCCCUCGGCUUGGUUACACUUGGUAUUGGCACCGGUUUCUUCAAAGCGAACAUUUCACCUAUGUUGGCUGAGCAAGUGAAAGACACGAGACUUCGAGUGACUACACUUGAGAAAACUGGAGAGCGGGUCAUAGUCGAUCCAGCGGUCACCAACACUCGCAUCUUCCUAUACUUCUAUUUCUGCAUCAAUGUCGGCUCCUUGGUUGGUCAGAUCACCAUGGUGUAUGCGGAAAAGUAUGUGGGAUUUUAUCUGUCCUUCCUACUACCCACAGUUCUGUUCCUGUCGGCCCCGGUUGUUCUUGCGGUGUGCAAAAAGCAUUAUAUUUUGAGCCCACCCACCGGCUCCGUUCUGUCCAAAUUCAUACACAUGUUCUUUUAUGCCGCGAAAGGACAUUGGCUCUCCUGGAAGACAUUCACCUGGGAUGUAGCUCGACCAUCCAACGUUGCGCCAGCCUCUCGACCCAGCUGGAUGACUUAUGAUGAUGCUUGGGUGGACGAAGUUCGUCGUGGCUUGAUGGCGUGCAAGGUCUUCUUGUUCCUGCCUCUGUUCCACCUGGCCUACAACCAGAUGACUGGUAACCUUACGUCUCAAGCCGCUACCAUGGAGCUCAAUGGCGUGCCCAAUGAUUUGAUUCAAAACAUCAAUCCAAUCUCGAUCGUUAUCUUCAUUCCUAUCCUCGACUACCUUGUUUACCCAGGCUUCCGCAAGAUGGGCUUCAACUUCACUCCGAUCAAGCGAAUGUGUGUUGGAUUCUUUUUUGGUGCAAGUGCAAUGAUCGCAGCGGCUGUAACUCAGCACUACAUUUACAAACUCGCUCCAUGCGGAACGAAUGCGGGCGACUCUGACUGCAUUGCAGAGAAUGGUUCAGCUCCGAUCAACGUCUGGGUGCAACUCAUUCCAUAUGCGCUGAUUGGUCUCUCCGAAAUCUUCACCAACGUCACAUCUUACGAAUAUGCAUUUUCCAAGGCGCCAACUAAUAUGAGAUCGUUGGUCAUGUCAGUAAACCUCUUCAUGUCAGCAUUCGCUAGUGCAAUUGGUCAAGCCUUUACCGCGCUCUCAGCUGAUCCUCUACUCGUCUGGAACUAUACUAUUAUUGCAGUUCUAGCAUUCUUGGGAGGUGUGUUCUUCUGGAUCUGCUUCCGCAAGUUGGAUAAGAACGAAGAUGCCUGGAACAGCAUUGCCAAAUCUGCUUAUCGAGGCAAGAGCGUGUCUGAUCCUUCAAGGUCCGAGCCCGUGACAGAGGUUGCCAACGAGAAGGCUUGA
Lithohypha guttulata is the source of this 1854-nucleotide messenger RNA. RefSeq lists its product as uncharacterized. Gene Ontology annotation, molecular function: transmembrane transporter activity. Gene Ontology annotation, biological process: oligopeptide transport; transmembrane transport. The record is from RefSeq and is a predicted model, not a curated record. The transcript is spliced from 3 exons. The coding region runs from base 1 to 1854 and encodes 617 amino acids. Lineage: Eukaryota; Fungi; Ascomycota; Eurotiomycetes; Chaetothyriales; Trichomeriaceae. Gene Ontology annotation, cellular component: membrane.